UGAGAGACCCCAGGAGAGAUAAAACACGACUCAGUAGAUACAAGCUUUAUUGGACGCUAGUAUGCAGAAAAGAGGGCUGUUUUAAGGGAAAGGACUCCCCACUGUAAGCAAUAUCCCCACGCCUCCCACACUGCUUCCUCUCUACUGAUUGUCGUGUUUCCACACACUCAUCUGAGCGCUCUUCAGGCACGGGACAGCAUGACUAGCGGAUACAAGGACGGGACACCUGAAGAGGACUACGCUCACUCACCGUUCAUCAGGAAGCAGGGGAACAUUUAUAAACCAAAAAAUAAAGAAAUGGAUAACGACAGCAUCAACGAAAAGACCCUUCAGGAUGUCCACACCAAGGAGAUUGACCUGGUCAAUCGGGACCCAAAGCAUUUAAAUGACGAUGUGGUCAAGGUGGACUUUGAGGACAUGAUCGCUGAGCCACCUGGUACCUACAGCUUCGACGGCGUGUGGAAAGCGAGCUUCACCACCUUCACAGUAACCAAGUAUUGGUGCUACAGGCUGCUGACGGCCCUGGUGGGCAUCCCACUCGCCCUGGUAUGGGGCAUCUUCUUCGCCAUCCUUUCCUUCAUCCACAUCUGGGCGGUGGUGCCUUGCGUGAAGAGCUACCUAAUCGAGAUUCACUGUGUCAGUCGAGUCUACUCCAUCUGUGUGCACACCUUCUGCGACCCGCUCUUCGAAGCCAUGGGAAAGUGCUUCAGCAGCGUCCGGGUCACCACCACCAAGGUGGUGUAGGGACAGGGAGAAGGAAAAGAGCCAGAAGGAUGGGGUGGGAUGGGGCAGGUCAAUGGAAACCAAUGUCCGAUGCAAGAAGAUAAAACAAAUGUAAUCUCUCUAAAAAAAAGAAGGCAAAAAAGUAAACAGAGAUGGAGAGUUGCACUGUGUUAAGGUGUCUCUUGAUAAGACUCUCCUCUCUGUCUCUAUUCUAUCCAUGAGAUCUGUCUCCUCUCAUCUUUGGAUACCUUGGGGUGUAGGGGACAUGUUUUAAAAAUUCAAUUUUGUCAUUUGUUAGCAUCCAUCAAAGUAGGAAUACCGUUUCAGCCUUUUAAAGGAGCAGUUAAUGCAAAAAAUAAAAUUCUGUUAUCUACUUACCCUCAUGUCGUUCCAUGUUCGUCACUCCAAAACCACCAUAAAAGUGAUCCAUCUGACUUGUGAGCUUUUUUUCCCCAAAGUCUACCAUGGUCAUGUGACAUGAAAUAUAGAGGGGAGAGUCAUAUAGACCACUUAUAUGGUACUUUAAUGGUGCUUUUUUUUUUUUUUUUUUUGGAGCUUGACAGUGAUCACUAUAAUUAAAUUAUAUACUGUGUAUAUUAUUAUAAAUUAUAUAUAUAUAUAUAUAUAUAUAUAUAUAUAUAUAUAUAUAUAUAUAUAUAUAUAUUAUAAAAUAUAUAAAUAUGAAAGUAAAAAUUUAAAAGUAUAAAAUACAUCAAAAUUUAAUUUUUAAGAUGCGAUCACAUUAAUUACAUUUUUGCAAAACACAAGAAGUAUGCACUAUUUAUUGUCAAUAGUGUUGCGAUAUAUGAAGCUUAGCUCACUUUCAACCCAAGCAGCUUUCUGUUGAUGUUGACCUGCACGACCAACUUGAAUUUGUCGUGAAAUCUCUGUUGGUGGAGAGAUCUUUAGCAAAAUUCCCAAUCGAUGACAUGUAUUCCUAUUAAAAUAACUGGAUUUCAGACAUUACAUUUUUCCGAAUAUUAAUUGUGACUGCAUUGAUUCCAAACUUUUAUAAAGAUAUGAGGUUGAGUAAACAAUGACUGAGUUAUCAUUUUGGCGUGAACUAUACCUUUAAGAUAUGCCUGCUUGAAAUAGGCUGAGCUUUUUUUUUUUUUUUUUAGGUUUUGUUUGUUUUUUUGUCUUCUUUCAUUCACUAAUAUGUCCACUUAGUCAUCCGAAAAUAGUUCCAUGUUGGUGUGUAAACAUUAUAUAGAAGAUUCUAAUAGUUUUGCUAUGUUCAUGCUUUCAUUUGGGUACUAUCACCCUAUGGAGUUAUGGGGAUUAUGGAAUCCAAAAGUUUUUGUUUGUUUUUGGGAAAAUAAAAAAGUAGGCUUGGCCCUACUGUCAAGACUGCCCGUCACACUGCAUGUUGCCACUUAACAUGGUGGAUUGCCCAAACACAGGGCAAAAGAGGUGCCCUCGCUGAACCCCUGCCUUUGUCAGCUCAGCAUAUACUAACAAAGAGACUGUUCCUGGCUCUUUCCUGACACAUCGCUUCAAACCUGCCAUCAUGGCAGCAGCUUUUUGAGUGGCAGAGAAUGUCUUUACAACUUCCAGAUGAAGCUAGCAGCUAUAGGACACCAACCUAGCGAGAUCUUCCAGCAGGUUGUGAUGACUGAACUUUAUUAAGCACAUUACCAGAGCCUUAACAUACACUUAUACUUUAUUUGCAGUCUUUGAAGAUGAAGAACUUGUUUUUGCAUUUUUUUAUGUUGUAUUUGUAGAAAGAAGUGACAUCAUUUGGUUUGAAGUUUUGUCCCGUGAACAAACCUGUCUGCUUUUCUGUUUAUUCACUGUCAUACACAAACACACACAGACACACACACUGGCAAAUACUGGCAGCAAUCUAACAUUUCCAGCAUCGGAGGCUGCUGCUUAAGUGGGGUAUAUAGUAUUUUGUACUGACAUAAACUCACUUCUCUCAUCUUUUGUCUACCUGCUUCGAUUCGGUCACCUCUUUGUCUAUCUGCUGUCUUAGUAUCUAUUGUAAUGCAUUUUCUUCACUCAGUCUGCCUCUGUAGAUUAGAUAUUUUUAUAUGAAAACUGAAAUACUUUUUCCUUGCUUUUACUGUAAAAUCACACAAUGCUGUGCACAUUAAAGAAAUUGUAAUAUAAA
This is a messenger RNA of Carassius carassius (crucian carp), 2839 nucleotides long. It is a transcript of the gene cav1, whose product is annotated as caveolin 1. Gene Ontology annotation, molecular function: molecular adaptor activity; transmembrane transporter binding; protein kinase binding. Gene Ontology annotation, biological process: negative regulation of protein tyrosine kinase activity; negative regulation of endothelial cell proliferation; caveola assembly. NCBI's taxonomy places the organism in Eukaryota, Metazoa, Chordata, Actinopteri, Cypriniformes, Cyprinidae. The record is from RefSeq and is a predicted model, not a curated record. The transcript is spliced from 3 exons. Gene Ontology annotation, cellular component: perinuclear region of cytoplasm; cytoplasmic vesicle; Golgi apparatus. Bases 199 to 744 code for a protein of 181 amino acids.